This is a messenger RNA of Neltuma alba, 2136 nucleotides long. Its product is annotated as ankyrin repeat-containing protein At5g02620. Lineage: Eukaryota; Viridiplantae; Streptophyta; Magnoliopsida; Fabales; Fabaceae. The transcript is spliced from 4 exons. The coding region runs from base 524 to 2092 and encodes 522 amino acids. Gene Ontology annotation, cellular component: plasma membrane. Gene Ontology annotation, molecular function: protein binding. The record is from RefSeq and is a predicted model, not a curated record.
UUGGAUACUUGAGAUAGGAAUUGGGUGCUCUUCUCCUUCUUCCAGCUCAAGGUUUUGCCGCACUCGGGAAUCUUUAAAGCGAUAUCAAUUCCCCCCACCCCUCCUGUUCGGCUGAGCGCGGUUUAACCCAGUGUGAUUCAAUUGCUGUUCUGCCUUUUUGCACUUCCAUUCGGGGAAGAUUUCAUUCCGCUGUUCCUCCUGGAAUUUCUGUGGAUCUUCUGCAUGUUACUUCUUAUAUUUCAGAUCGUUGCAAGAGCAGGAGAUAAGGCGACCGCUGUAUCUCAGAAUCAGGAACUUCAGUGGAAACUAGCGGAGUCUGGUUGGAUGCUCGGAGCGUGGAGGAAUCAGCUGACCUCUGACUCUCAAGUACUUAUAUUUGAUUCGCCUUGUCCAUCUUGAUCCAGAAACAGAUUGGAGCUCCUAAACGAAUUUUUAACUCUUUCUACGGCGGGUCUCCUAAAGGAAUGUAAACUUGUGAACUUGGAGCUCCACCAAGGCACUAAAGCAUAUUUUCCUGAGGAAAAUGAAGAAACAAUUGACAGGCAUACGCGACGAUAAUCCCCUGCAGUCAGCCAUCCGGGCAGGAAAUGUAGAGUUGGCGCUGCAAAUUAUUUCUGAGAACGGAGAUACGGAGUUGAAGGAGUUGCUUUCUAAGCAAAACCACGCUGGUGAAACUGCCCUAUACGUUGCUGCUGAAAAUGGCCGUGUUGACUUGGUGAAGGAAUCGAUCCGGUACCAUGAUAUCAGUAUGGCCAGCGUCAAAGCUAGGAAUGGUUUCGAUGCAUUCCAUAUUGCUGCUAAAAAUGGGUUCCUUGAGAUAUUGAUGGUCCUGAAGGAGGCGAUUCCAGAACUUUCUAUGACUGUUGAUCUGUCAAACACUACAGCGUUGCACACUGCUGCAGCACAAGGACAUAUCGAGAUAGUAAAUUUUCUCUUGGAAAAAGGUAGCAAUCUGAUCACUAUUUCAAAAAGCAAUGGGAAAACUGCGUUACAUUCUGCUGCAAGAAAUGGUCAUGUCGAGGUCGUCAGGGCCCUUCUGAACAGAGAACCUGAAAUUGCUAUGAGAAUUGAUAAGAAGGGUCAGACAGCGCUACAUAUGGCAGUUAAAGGACAAAGUCUUGAGUUGGUGGAAGAGCUUGUGAAAUCAUUUCCGUCUUUGACUAACACCGUUGAUACCAAGGGAAACACUGCACUGCAUGUCGCUACUCGGAAGGGUCGUCUGCAGAUUGUUGGGAAGCUACUAGAGAACAGAGGAACAGAUACAGAUGUCAUUAACAAAUCUGGAGAAACUGCUCUGGACAUUGCGGAGAAAAAUAGACACUUGGACGUUGUCAGCAUUCUGCAAGAUCAUGGAGCUCAGAGUGCCGGAUCCAUCAAGUCACAUUCUACAAACCCUGCCCUUGAACUGAAACGCACAGUGAGUGACAUAAAAAGCGGGGUUCAUAACCAGCUAGAGCACACAAUCAGAACACGAAAGCGCAUGCAAGGCAUAGCCAAACGACUCAACAAAAUGCAGGCUGAAGGGCUUAAUAAUGCAAUCAAUUCUAACACUAUCGUUGCUGUUCUUAUUGCAACAGUUGCUUUUGCUGCCAUAUUCAACAUUCCAGGCCAGUAUCCUGAUCUCCAACACGAAGCACUCCCACCUAGAAUGUCUCUUGGGGAAGCAUAUAUUGCUCCAAAAAUUGGAUUUUUGAUAUUCAUCAUCUUUGAUUCUACCGCCCUCUUCAUAUCCUUGGCUGUUGUGGUUGUGCAAACGUCAGUUGUGGUUAUUGAGAGGGAAGCAAAGAAACAAAUGACAGCGGUUAUAAACAAGUUAAUGUGGUUGGCUUGUGUGCUAAUAUCCGUGGCAUUCAUUGCAAUGUCAUACAUAGUUGUGGGGAAGCAAAAAUGGUUAGCCAUUGCGGCAACGGUUUUAGGGACAGUGAUCAUGGCAGCUACACUGGGAACUCUCGGUUAUUGGGUGAUUGCUCACCGACUUGAGGCCUCCAGACUUCGGAGUCUUAGGAGGUCAACGAUGAGCAGUAGACAGUCUUUGUCUAUGUCUGUGAUGUCAAAUUCGGAGAGUGAGUACAAGACUGUGUAUGCAAUCUGAAUCUCAUGCUAUAAUUUUCGUAUGUGCAGCUUGCCUUCCUGCUU